UCUUCCGUACCAUGAAGUUUUUAGUGAGCUUUCCAUUUUCAAAAUUCAGUUUGAACUUGGAAUAAAGCUCUGGGCGGGACAAAGGGAGUUUGGAAAAGAUGCUGAGCCCAAAAAUGCAUGCAGAGCUUAUUUCCCGCCAUCUCACACUCACUCUUCAGAAGUCUCCCACUUACGCUAGGAAAAACCCAUGUCAACCUCUCUCUGAGAAGCUAUUAUGCCUCUUGAAAAAAUGUUUUUCCACCAAGAAACUGCGAGAAAUACAUACCCAAAUGCUCGUAAACUCCAUUCUAAGGCCCAAUUUCCUUCUCUCCAAAGCCAUUGAUCUUAAAGACUUCACCUACGCUUCCCUGCUUUUCCACCGUAUCCCCGAACCCAAUGACUACGCCUUCAAUAUCAUGAUCCGCGGACUAACCACAACAUGGCAAAAGUACGGUCUUACUCUUGAAUUCUAUUAUCAAAUGAGGGUUUCAGGCCUAAACCCCAAUAAUUUCACCUACCCUUUUCUUUUCCUGGCCUGCUCGAACCUGUUUGCGUUGAGCCAUGGGCGUGCUGCCCAGUCAUCGGUUUUUAAGUUUGGUUUGGAUAGAGACGGACAUGUGAGUCACUCCAUGAUUACUAUGUACGCCAGGUGUGGUGAACUGGUGUGUGCCCGGAAGGUGUUCGAUGAAAUUACUGAGAAAGACUUGGUUUCAUGGAAUUCAAUGAUUUCGGGGUACUCGCAGAUGGGCUAUGCGCGGGAUGCGACUGGGCUGUUUUAUGAAAUGAAGGAUGCGGAUUUUGAGCCUAAUGAGAUGACCUUGGUGAGUGUCCUUGGGGCGUGCGGGGACUUGGGAAAUUUGAGUUUGGGGACAUGGGUGGAGGAGUUUGUUGUUCAAAAUAAGUUAAAGCUGAAUUCUUAUUUGGGGUCAGCAUUAAUUGGUAUGUAUGGAAAAUGUGGUGAUUUGACCUCUGCAAGGAGGAUUUUUGAUAGUAUGAUAAAAAAAGAUCGUGUGACUUGGAAUGCCAUGAUCUCAGGAUAUGCUCAAAAUGGAUUGUCAGAUGAAGCAAUUAUGCUAUUUAAUUUCAUGAAAGAGGCUGGUAUUGAUCCAGAUAAAAGAACAUUGGUAGCAUUGCUUUCUGCGUGUGCUUCAGUUGGGGCUUUAGAUAUGGGGAAAUGGGUUGACAAGUAUGCAUCAGAAAGAGGCCUGAUGGAUGAUAUCUACGUUGGUACUGCAUUACUUGAUAUGUAUGCUAAGUGUGGGAACUUAGACGACGCACUGAGGAUUUUUGAUUAUAUGCCUAGAAAAAAUGAGGUUUCUUGGAAUGCGAUGAUAUCUGCAUUUGCUUUUCAUGGGAGAGCCAUGGAAUCCAUAUCCUUAUUCAAACGUAUGAUUACGGAGGGUGGAGCUACUAGCCCGAAUGACAUUACUUUUGUUGGAGUACUUUCUGCUUGUGUCCAUGUUGGUUUGGUUGAUGAAGGUCGUCGAUGGUUUGAUAUGAUGAGUACAUCAUAUGGUUUGACCCCAAAGAUAGAACAUUACUCUUGCAUGGUUGAUCUUCUUGCACGUGCUGGACUUGUACAAGAAGCUUGGAACUUCAUUGAGAAAAUGCCUGAAAAGCCAGAUGAAGUUUUAUUGGGGGCAUUACUUGCUGCUUGUCAGAAAUGCAAAAACGUAGAUGUCUCCGAGAGGGUAACCCAGCUUCUUCUGGAGUUGGAGCCUUCAAACUCUGGAAAUUACGUUAUCUCAUCAAAGAUAUAUGCAAAGUUAAAUAAGUGGGAGGAGUCAGCAAGGAUGAGAGUAUUAAUGAGAGAGAAGGGAGUCAGUAAAACACCUGGUUGUAGCUGGAUUGAGUUUGAGAAUCAACUUCAUGAGUUUCACGCUGGAGAUCUCUUAAAUGAUAGUUCAACUGAGAUUAAUCAAUUAUUUAGAUUUCUAAACGAUGAUCUGAAGAGAGAAGGUUACGUUCCAAACCUUAGUGUUCUAUAAGGACAUAUAAAGAAAUGUGGUUUUGCACUCACUCUUGUCCCUCAAAAGAACAAGCUUGGUAUCAUCCUUUGUCAGGAACCAGAUAUGGGUGAUAGAGCCUUCAGCCUUGACAUAAAAGAACUUCGAUCACUUUGUAGCUAUUUGUGCUGCAAGUGAUACAUGUCUUGCAUGGAGUGAUCAACUAAAAUUUCAUGUCUUGGGAAAUCAAAGCAAAUGUUCAUGACAAUGGGCAAAAGUA
Messenger RNA from Humulus lupulus (European hop), 2205 nucleotides. RefSeq names its product pentatricopeptide repeat-containing protein At2g34400. The transcript is spliced from 3 exons. The record is from RefSeq and is a predicted model, not a curated record. NCBI's taxonomy places the organism in Eukaryota, Viridiplantae, Streptophyta, Magnoliopsida, Rosales, Cannabaceae. Gene Ontology annotation, biological process: RNA modification. Bases 99 to 1967 code for a protein of 622 amino acids. Gene Ontology annotation, molecular function: protein binding; RNA binding.